This is a messenger RNA of Thamnophis elegans (Western terrestrial garter snake), 2904 nucleotides long. RefSeq names its product hypoxia inducible factor 1 subunit alpha (gene HIF1A). Gene Ontology annotation, biological process: cellular response to hypoxia; regulation of transcription by RNA polymerase II. Gene Ontology annotation, molecular function: protein dimerization activity; DNA-binding transcription factor activity, RNA polymerase II-specific; RNA polymerase II transcription regulatory region sequence-specific DNA binding. The coding region runs from base 209 to 2674 and encodes 821 amino acids. The record is from RefSeq and is a predicted model, not a curated record. Gene Ontology annotation, cellular component: nucleus. NCBI's taxonomy places the organism in Eukaryota, Metazoa, Chordata, Lepidosauria, Squamata, Natricidae. The transcript has 15 exons.
UUCCCCCUCUGCCGCCCCCUUCAGCCAGCGCCACUUCACAAAUCGGACGGCCGCCAGUCGCGAAGCGCCUCUGAGCCGCUCGGAGAGAAUUUCCCCGCCUCCCACACUUGGUUGGGCUGCUUCUUCUCUUCGCCUUUGCAGGCCGCUGAAGCCCGCCGUCCUGUGAGAACCUCUUUGGGCCAGCCCGAAGCUGGCCUCGGCCGUCGCCAUGGAGCCUUGCCCGACGACGGAUGGUUCCUGCGAGAAGAAAAGGAUUAGCUCGGAACGUAGAAAAGAGAAGUCUAGAGAUGCAGCCAGGUGUCGGAGGAGUAAAGAAUCAGAAGUGUUCUAUGAACUUGCUCACCAGUUGCCUCUUCCCCAUCACGUGAGCGCACAUCUUGAUAAAGCCUCUGUUAUGAGACUUACAAUCAGCUACCUCCGUAUGAGAAAGUUGCUUGAUGCAGAUGACUUAGAGGCAGAAGCUGAAAUGGAGACCCAGUUGAAUUGUUUUUACUUAAAAGCUCUGGAUGGGUUUGUUAUGGUCCUCUCUGAAGAUGGUGACAUGAUCUAUACUUCUGAAAAUGUGAACAAGUGUAUGGGACUCACUCAGUUUGAAUUGACAGGACACAGCGUGUUUGAUUUCACUCAUCCAUGUGAUCAUGAAGAGUUGAGAGAAAUGCUCAUCCAUCGAAAUGGAUCUGUUAAAAAGGGAAAGGAUCAAAAUACAGAACGGAGUUUUUUCCUCAGAAUGAAAUGUACACUGACAAGCAGAGGAAGAACUGUGAAUAUAAAAUCAGCCACAUGGAAGGUACUUCAUUGUACAGGUCAUAUUCGUGUUUUUGAGAAUUGCAACAAUCCGACUGUGUGCGGCUAUAAAAAGCCUCCCAUGACGUGUUUGGUAUUAAUUUGUGAGCCUAUACCUCAUCCAUCAAAUAUUGAAGUCCCAUUGGAUAGUAAAACGUUCCUCAGCCGCCAUAGCCUUGACAUGAAAUUUUCCUAUUGUGAUGAAAGGAUUACAGAACUAAUAGGAUAUGAUCCUGAAGAACUCCUGGGGCGUUCUGUAUAUGAAUAUUAUCAUGCAUUGGACUCUGAUCAUCUGACCAAAACACAUCAUGACAUGUUUGCCAAAGGGCAAGUCACCACCGGACAGUACCGAAUGCUUGCCAAGCAAGGGGGCUAUGUCUGGGUAGAGACUCAAGCAACUGUUAUAUACAAUACUAAGAAUUCUCAACCACAAUGUAUAGUGUGUGUGAACUAUGUCUUGAGUGGAAUUGUUCAGCGGGACUUGGUUUUUUCACUUCAGCAAACAGAGUGUAUGUUGAAACCAGUGGAUUCUCCUGAGAUGGGAAUGAGGACAGAACUCAACAAGAGUGAUUUGGAAGAUAGCAGCAGCCUCUUUGAGAAACUUAAGAAGGAACCUGAUGCAUUAGUCUAUCUUGCUCCUGCUGCUGGAGAUACCAUCAUUGCAUUAGAUUUUGACAACGAUGAGCCAGAUGAACAUCAACCAUCUGAUGACGUUCCUUUGUAUAAUGACGUAAUGCUCCCCUCAUCCAGUGAGAAACUGCAGAAUAUAAAUUUGGCAAUGUCCCCACUAUCUGCUUCUGAAGCAACAAAGCCCCUCUGUAGCAAUGCUGAUCCAGCACUCAAUAGAGAGGUGGUGGCCAAACUGGAACCCAGCACGGAGCCCUUAGAUCUUACUUUCGCCAGCCGCCGGACCCAGGAUCAACCAGCUACUCCUUCUGAUGGAAGCACUAGCCAAAGCUCACCUGAGCCUAAUAGUCCUCCAAAUGAUUAUUGCUUCAGCGUGGAUAAUGAGAUGCCAAGUGAGUUCAAGCUGGAAUUGGUGGAAAAGCUCUUUGCAAUAGACCCAGAAUCAAAAAAUCCCUUUUCAAUGCAGGAAACAGAUUUAGAUUUGGAAAUGUUGGCACCUUAUAUCCCCAUGGACGAUGAUUUCCAGUUGCGCACCUUCGACCAGCUUUCUCCACUGGAGGGCAAUACUGCAAGUUCUUCUUCUAAUGUGACUCCUGUGACAGGGUUUCAGCAAACUCCAAUGCAGUCAUCAGCCACUGACACGAUAAGAUCCACGACAAUCAAACAUGAAACUGCUCCGAAGAUGCUUGUAACGCCUGCCCCUAUUAAUCCAAAAGUACUCACAGAUCCUGCUCCCAUAAUCAGUGCCCCGGCAUCACCUUAUGCUAAGAAUCAAAGUCGGACUUCCUCUCCAGUCAGAACGGGAAAAGGCACAAUAGACCCGACAGACCAAAUAAGUACAGGAGCACCGGACUUGUUGACAGUCACUUUUGAUAACAGAUCAACUGAAGUGAAUGAAGACAUCAAUCCAAGGAUAAUAGCUCUUCAUAAUAUUCAGAGGAAACGAAAAAUGGAGCAGGACGGCUUGCUUUUCCAGGCAGUAGGAAUUGGUACACUAUUGGCACAACCGGGGCCUCCUGGAACAAAUAUAUCCCUUUGGAAACGUGUAAAAGGAUGCAGAUCAAAUGGACAGAAUGAGGUGGCGGAGAAGACUGUAAUUUUAUUACCAUCAGAUAUAGCAAGUAAACUUCUAGGGCAGUCAAUGGAUGAGAAGGGACUUCCACAGCUUACCAGCUAUGAUUGUGAAGUCAAUGCUCCUAUACAAGGCAACCGAAACUUGUUACAAGGUGAAGAGUUGUUCAGAGCCCUGGAUCAGAUCAACUGAGCUUCUCUUCCUGCACCUCCUUCUUCAUAAUUGUUCUGUUUUCUUGGACAUUGGUGAUUUACCACCUAAAAGCAGUGUAUUUAUAUUUUCUAUAUCUGAUUUUAGAAGCCUGGAUACAAAUACUGCACUAAUUCAGUUAGUUUGUAUCUGAUCCCCUUUCUAUUUUGGACAAUUUCAUACUUUCUUUCUUUCUUUCUUUCUUUCUCUCUCUCUCUCCCUCGGUCUCUGUC